UCCCCCCUUCGAUUCUCUCGCCCCCGACUGUUUCUCCUCCCAUCGCCGCACGAACGGCAAAAAUCAAGGUAGGGCCACUGCCCUACCUUGCCCUACUGGGUCCUCCACCCGUGGGGCCUGCGGCUGCCAGCGCCAACGGCGAGAUGGCCGUCGGCGGGGAGACGAAGAAGGCGCCCACGGCAGCACCGACGCCAACGACGGGCGCCUCCAUGAUGGAACAACUCGUGCCCGAGAUCACCACCCACGCGCUCAGCUACCUCGACUGUCUCAGCCUCUGCCGCCUCUCCAUGACAAACUCAGCUAUGCGUCGCGCUGCCAACGACGACGGACCUUGGAAAGAGCUCUAUCGCAAGGAUUUUACAACUGAGCAGGAUAAUAUAACUCCCCCUAACGGAUGGAAGGCAUACUAUGCAGCUACAAAGGCCAUCAUUAAUGUGAAUGCCGAGUUCUAUAAUAUCAUCAGGGAGGGGUCGUUGCCAGCAAUGAGUCAGUUCUGGCUUAAUGCAGAUUAUGUGAAGUGCAUCCAUGGUACCGGAGAACUUUUUACAGGAUACAAUGCAGUGAUGGAGAGCUGGGGUUUGCUAUUCAACUGGGGCCAAGCUGGAGGCCAGGGCACCGAUUUUCAGCUAAGGGAUGUCAGAGUCCGUGUGCUUGCUGACGUGGCCUGGGUUAACAUGAAGAUGCAUGUUAAUGUUGACCCAGGGCUAUUCCAUGUGACCAAUAUAUAUGAGUUCGGUAACGGCAGGUGGUAUAUGGUUCAUCACCAUAGAUCACGCAUGGCUGAUGCUGCGCCACAUAAUAUGUUUGGCUGAAGGACUCCGCGUUUAAUUGCCGAUGAAAGAAAAAGGGAACCCGGUGAAGCAGGCCGGAGGCCCGGAACAAGACGACUCCGCGAGAAAUUGAUAGAGACAAGUGGAUUAGCUUGGGUCAUCUUCAAUGUCGCCCCGCGGCAAUCAGUAGGGAAACGAAUGGGAUCGAUCGAUUUCAUCACAAAACCUAAUGUGAGAAGCGGAUGGUUCAGAGUCCUAAUUAACACGUCUGAAUGUUUUCCGAACGACGGUCAUUUUUUAGAAACUUCUCCGAACCAUGGUUGUGUAUACGCCGAUAAACACGUUGAAGUUUUGUUUGUAGCAAAAAAAGAAGAAAAAGCGCAUGUUCAAGUUUUC
Molecule: messenger RNA, 1166 nt
Organism: Brachypodium distachyon (stiff brome)
Lineage: Eukaryota; Viridiplantae; Streptophyta; Magnoliopsida; Poales; Poaceae
Product: F-box protein SKIP8
Exons: 4
Coding region: 144-812 (222 amino acids)
Molecular function (GO): protein binding
Source: RefSeq, a predicted model, not a curated record